CUGACGAUUUUAUAUUGUUUUAUGUUCGAAUCAAAGAAAUAGUGGCGGAUCUUAUAUUAAAACAAGACCUUGUGACUAGGAUUUACAGAGAUAAGCUACUGACGAAUAAGUUGAUGUUACUGGAGUUUUAACAGUCUCGUUGAAAGUCAGUAUUUGGCAAAUUUCAUGGACAAUGACGUAAUUUGCGAAUACGACCUGGCAUAAUGUCAAAUUUCUGGAGUGUUUCAUACCAAUCAUUAAGCCGUUCUUCACAUUCUGAUUUUGAGUAUGGAUUACACCGUUUAUCUGAUGAAGGUAUAAGGUUCACAGUGGAUGUGACCAGUCAACAUUUAAUAUUUGCGCUUCCUCUCACCUUUGGUGUUUCAGUACCCUCAAGGGACCUCCGUCGUAAAGGUCGUAUCAGAAAAAUGUCCACAUCUAAUGCCGGACACUUGACUAAGGAACAGUCCCAACAUCAUAUGUGACAUAGGCACAAUACUAGGCACCUGAUCCCAUCUCAGGUGUGUUCAGGGAUCCGUGUUAGACAUAUUGUUGAUUUUGUAUUUUUUAUUGAAGCUACGAGUCACUGUUCUUAAUAUUUAGGUUACUAUUUUAUGAUUCACGUAUUUCUACUUUGUUACCGUGAAAAAAAAUCAUUAUACCCCUGACAGAUGGACAGAGCUACAUUGAGGUCACAAUGGCUCGAACGCCCAUGUCAUUUCUCUCUUAGCUUUAAAUACCGCGACCAGCAUAAUACACUGAGCCCCAGUUCAUACCAAAACAAAUGUACACACACACGCACACAAAUGUACACACACAGUUAUGAAUCAUGUUGCACUUGAGUGAUUAAACAAUACAUAUGCCUUACAUAAAAAUACAUACACCGGGAACAGUAUUAUGUUAACACAUUAUUUUCCAUUCCGUAUAUUAUUAAGUGUCAGUGAGAUCGGACUCCAUACUAGCAAUCAAUCUCUACCCAGAGUUAUCGUUCCCGCUACGCUCCACUCAGCGUAAUACGCCCUCUGGUGAGAGAUUGACUAGCAAUAAAACACUUACAUGAUGCAGAAAAACCAAGGUUGACUAAUCAGCUAUCGCCAGCCGAGAUUAGACAAUGGGGAUUUCUUUGAAGUGAAUUGAAGAAAGAAAACUGAAGAUACAUGGUAGUUAAACAUUGAUGGAUAUCUGAAGUAUGUAAUUCAUAUCCACAGCUUUAAGGACGCGUUAACGUGAAAAACUUGUUUUUAACCAAAUGCUACAAUUUCAAGGCAUGUUUUUGUACAUGUAAAUAAACAACAUGGCUGACAGCCAUGCGAUUGAUGUACAUGCAAUGCAGAAUGAGUGGGCAAGAUUAAUAACUUUCGCUAACUUUCCGGAUCAUCAACGUGUAAGCACCAUCCGACUUGCCCAUUCGGGAUUUUACUACACGGGUCAAGGGUGUGUCUGUCGGUGUGUUUUCUGUGGAUUUGAAGAUAGUGACUGGACAAGAGGAGUUAUCCCGCCCCAUUGUGAGGAGUAUCUAAGGAGGGGAAGAAAUGAACCUAUAGAUCUGCAUAAUCGGGAAACUUACGAUGAAGAUUCUCACGACUUACUGGCACGGUCAAGUAUCAUUCCUUUCAACGGCGAAGAGACACGGCUAAACACAGCGAGUACCCAUUCAUUCAAGCAGCUAUGGAUUACAAUCAAUUCCAAUCAUGUUGAACAGCCUUUACAUUUAAGUGACCAAGAUCAAACCCAAUCUGAAAUCUUCGAGUGGCUCAGAAUAGAAAGGAAUAUCUACUGUUCAAAUUCUUUAAAUUUUCAAACUUCUUUAAACUUGGAUCUCGGUCUGCGGCCUUCAUUUGAAGAACACGCCAAUCAAUCGUCAAGCAGAGCUAACGUUUUUCAUUAUCUACGAAUAUGCGAAGAGACCCGUGAUCAGUUUUUGAGUUAUGGCAGUUUUACUUCCAAUCAAUCUGUCAGGGAAAUGAUGGAGGGGAACACCAGACAAAGUACAUUUUCAAUACUUUCAUUAUCUCAUUCAUGCUCAGCUCAGGAACAGAUGUCUCGAGUUAUAUCCCCUUCACAGUCAUCUCAGGAACAGACGUGUCAAGUUACACAGCCUUCAGAAACGUCUGAUGAUCAUGUAACAGCACUGAAUUACUUAGAAGAAUCACAAAUGCUACAAACAUCAACAGAGAUAGCUAACGAAAGGGGCAAUGUCAUCAGUCAAACUGAAGAUGUACUAUCUCCCUCAGAUAUUUAUGAUACUUCCCACGAAACACCAUUAGAUGAACCUACUAAUGAAUACGAAGAUUCGAUUCCGUUAAGAAUGUCAUCUGACAAUAGCACAUGUAAAUCUGAUCAGAUAUGGAUAAGUAUAGUUGGGCAUGAUACCAUGAAUUUAAAUCGUGAUAAUUCUCCUGUCAAUGUGAAACCAAAUCCAAGCAUAUCAGAAUCCAUGACACAAGCCACAGAAGUAAGAGAACGUUCUAUCGGAGAGAAUGUUCCACCGAUGAGCAGAUCUGUGAGAAAUACCACCGCAACACCACAGACUUAUUCAGAGAGAUUAGCAACUUUUCAUAACUGGCCCCGUCACCUUGCACAACAUCCAGAAGAAAUGGCAGCCGCCGGAUUUUACUACACAGGGCAAGGAGAUUCAGUGCGCUGUCCUUACUGUGAUAAGGGCUUAUAUAAAUGGGAACCAAUUGAUAAUCCAUUGACAGAACACGCUCGUUUCUUUCCACAAUGCAAAUUCGUUCAGCAAUACAUACACCAAAGACAGCAUGGACAGGGCACAGAAUUUCGACCAAGGCCACAACACAUCACACUGGACCAAAUCAGCCAUCUCGAUUCCUUGAAAGAAGUGCUUGAUUUGUCUUUCAAUAUCGAUGACAUAUUGCUAGCAUACAAUUCGUUAUCUUCUACAUUGGAUAUCAGAGAUAUCACACCCAUAGAAAUACUGAAGUUUUUCUUUGAGGCAGACCAAGAAGCGGAAAGCUCCAAUGAAAACGGCUGUUUAUGUUGUGUGUGCCAUGACUGUGUUGUGACUGUGUUGUUCUUCCCUUGCCGCCAUGGAUGUUGUGAAAAAUGUGAUGACGAGGUUGAACACUGUCCCUUCUGUGCUCAUUAUAUAAAAGCAAGACAUCGAGUAUAUGUAGGAUAAUAGGGUGUUAGAAAAGACAUGGAAGUAUAAUAUUCAUUACCAAAAAAUAAUGAAAAUAUGACUACAACUUCAUAGAAUAAAAUAGUCAAAGAAUAGAGGGAAUUGAAAAUUUUAAGAGAUUUUAACAGGGAAUGCUUCAACUCCUCCUAGACACCUGAUUCCCUCUAUUGUGUGUCCAGGGGUCCGUGUUUACCCUUGCUAAUAAUAAUGGAAUUAUGAGAUUGAUCACUCUAGCUCAUUGAUGUACAUGUACUUUUCAAGACAAUCUCUUGUGUGUCCAGGGAUCCGUGUUUGCCUUAUAGUUUUGUAUUCUUUAUAGGGAUCAUGGGAUUUAUCACUUUUGCUUAUUGAUGUACUUCUUAAGACAAUCUACGAGUAUGUUAGAAAAAACCAAUCCGUUGAAACGCUGCACUGAUUUCUCAUCUGUUAAUAUUCAUACGCUAUAAUAUGUAUUCAAAGUGUACUGACUGUAAGACCUGAAGUAAAGCUUGACAUUACGAAAUAAACAAGAUGUUCAUUUAAA
Molecule: messenger RNA, 3644 nt
Organism: Ostrea edulis (European flat oyster)
Lineage: Eukaryota; Metazoa; Mollusca; Bivalvia; Ostreida; Ostreidae
Exons: 4
Coding region: 1274-3121 (615 amino acids)
Biological process (GO): negative regulation of apoptotic process; positive regulation of protein ubiquitination; regulation of cell cycle
Cellular component (GO): cytoplasm; spindle microtubule; nucleus
Molecular function (GO): ubiquitin protein ligase activity; cysteine-type endopeptidase inhibitor activity involved in apoptotic process
Source: RefSeq, a predicted model, not a curated record